This is a messenger RNA of Stegostoma tigrinum, 3707 nucleotides long. It is a transcript of the gene unc93b1, whose product is annotated as unc-93 homolog B1, TLR signaling regulator. Gene Ontology annotation, biological process: intracellular protein transport; toll-like receptor 3 signaling pathway; toll-like receptor 7 signaling pathway. Bases 176 to 1957 code for a protein of 593 amino acids. Gene Ontology annotation, cellular component: lysosome; endosome. Gene Ontology annotation, molecular function: Toll-like receptor binding. The record is from RefSeq and is a predicted model, not a curated record. Lineage: Eukaryota; Metazoa; Chordata; Chondrichthyes; Orectolobiformes; Stegostomatidae. The transcript has 12 exons.
CUUUAAAUAGGAAGUAACUCCAGAGCUCCAGGAGUAGCCGUUGCGUACAGAAAGAGGAAAGUUUUAAUUUUUUUUUGAGGGCAAGACAGAAACGGGGAGGAUAGAGCGUGAAAUGAGGAAGCGGGAGUAGAAGCUCUUAGUGCCGGAAGACUUUCUGGGGCCGUGCUUUACCCAAAUGAUGGAACCGGACACGAUCGAUCGACAUGAUGCCCAGCACAACGGGACGGCGGGUGGCGAGCAGCUCCUGCAGGGUUAUCAGGAUGACCACUUUGAUGCCCAGAUUGAUGACUUCAUGGCCCCAAACCAGGAUUACAAUGAGGAGGAAGAGGAGCGGAAAUAUUUCCGCCGGAAGUGCCUGGCAGUGGUGAAGAACGUGGUGUUUGCCAGUCUUGGUAGCUCCCUCACCUAUGGAGUCUAUUUGGGUCUACUGCAGAUGCAGCUCAUCCUCCAUUAUGAUGAGACUUACCGGGAGGUCAAGUAUGGAAACCUGGGGCUUGAGGACAUUGACAAUAAGAUGUUGAUGGGCAUUAACGUCACUCCCAUUGUUGCCCUCCUCUACACGCCUGUCUUGAUCAGAUUCCUUGGGACGAAAUGGAUGAUGUUCCUCACCAUUGGAAUUUAUGCUCUCUUUGUGUCGACCAAUUAUUGGGAGCGAUAUUACACCCUGGUCCCAUCAGCAGUUGCCAUUGGAGCAGCCAUCGUCCCCCUCUGGGCCGCAGUGGGGAACUACAUCACCAGAAUGGCGCAGAAAUAUUAUGAAUAUGUUAAUUAUAAAGAGGACCAUGUUCUGGAACAGAAGAAACUGCCCAAAGGAGCAUCUCACCAAUAUGUCAUCAUCUUCCAGUCAAUCUUCUACUUUCUGUUUAAUCUCAGUUUUGUGUUUGCUGAGAUGCCCAUGGCCUUUUUCCUGAACCGCUAUCUCUACCAGUCCAACCACACACUCCACGCCGUCAAGCACUGCGGCACCGAGAUGAAGGGACUGAUUGAGGGUCUGAACAAGACUGUGUUAAUGAAACUGCCUCAGAGCAUCAGCCUCAUUGUGGUGGAGAGUGUCCUGAUGGCUGUUAUAUUCGUCGCUAUGAUACUGGUGCUGACUCUCUGCGGCCCCGCAUACCGGCCCACCGAGGAGAUUGAUCUGCGCAGCAUUGGCUGGGGCAACAUCUUCCAGCUACCCUUCAAACACAUGCGGGACUACCGCCUGCGGCUCCUGCUGCCCUUCUUCAUCUACAGUGGCUUCGAGGUUCUCUUUGCUUGCACAGGCUUUGCCCUGUCGUACGGUGUGUGUUCGCUGGGGCUGGAGCGUCUCGCCAAUAUCAUCAUCACCUAUGGUGUCUCUGCGUCGGCGUUCUCGCUGCUGUCUCUCUCCAUGCUGCGGGUAGCCCGCUCGGUGCCCCUGCUAUCGGGCGCCACCGUCCAGCUCGUGCUGAUCAUCACCCUCUUCUGCUGGGCCCCCAGCCCCAGGAAGACCCAGACUACCAGCCUGCUGGGGGUCUAUGGUGUGGCUGUGUUGUGGGGGCUUGGCACGGCCUUGAACAAGACCAGCCUUGCCGCUCUGUUGGGAAUGUUGUAUGAGGAUAAAGAAAGACAGGACUUCAUCUUCUCCAUCUACCAUUGGUGGCAAGCUAUUGCGAUCUUCGUAGUGUACCUCUGGUCAGGAGCCCACAUGAAGGUGAAGUUAUCGAUCAUGCUGGUGACUCUGGUCAUUGCCAUUGCCUCGUAUCUGUGGAUGGAGCGCAAGCUGGCGCGGCGGGACCCCUUCCGUCUGCCUCGUAUCCCCAAACCCCAACAUAAGACGAAGGGCUACCGCUACCUGGAGGAUGAGAAUUCCGACCAGUCUGACGAGGAGGCUGAGGCGCAGAGUAACCCCAGCGAGCCUGAGCCAGACCCAGAUCAGGAUCCACUGGACACUGACCUUUACCAGCCUGUUGACCCUGAUGUUGCUGAGGGGCAAGACUGACAGGCCCUUUGCUCAUCACAAGCUGCUGUGCUUCUUGUUUGCUGAUGUCAGUUUUUUUUUCUUUGAGCUGCUUAACUGCGUGGAUCUGAAGACCAGUUGCUGUUGUCUUCAGGUCAGGAGCAUGUUGGCAUCUUCGUUUGAAAUUAACCUAGAAUGCAGAGCAUCCCUUUCCGGUGUGAUGGUACCCAUUCAAUCAACAGUGGGAUGAUAGGUUGGGGUGAGGGUUGUCUGCGGGAUAAACUUAAACAGUGCUGACUGGUGGUGGGAGGCCUGUACUGCACUGACAGUUGACAUGACACAAUUCUGUAGACUGUUAAAAGUCACAUGAUACCAGGUUAUAGUCCAACAGAUUUAUUUGAGAUGACAAGCUUUCGGAGCAUAACCCCUUCAUCACCUGAUGCUCUGAAAGCUUGCCAUCUUAAAUAAACCUGUUGGGCUAUAACCAGGUGACAAGUGACUUCUGACUCUUUUUCAGCCCAGUCUAACACCUGCAUCUACACAUCAUGGGCUAUUACAGCCAUAGAGUUGGAAGGGAUGUUCAGCAUGGAAACUGACCCCUCGGUCCAACUCGUGCAUGUCAAUCAGAGAUCCUACAUUGAGUCCCAUUUGCCAGCAUUUGGCCCAGAUCCCACCCAGAUGCCUUUUAAAUUUUGUAACUGUACCAGCUUCCACCACCUGCCUGGCAAUUCAUUCUAUACAUACCAUUCUCUAUGGAAAAAGUUGCCCCUUAAAUCCCUCUUAAAUCUUUACCCUCUCACCUUAAACCUAUGCCCACUAGUUUUGGACUCCCUUAACCUGCGGAAAAGACCUUCAUGAUUUUACAAACUUCCUUAACAUCACCCCUCAGCCUCUGAAGUUCCAGGGAAAAUAGCCCCAGCCUAUUUAGCCUCUCCCUAUAGCUUAAAACCUCAAACUCUGGCAACAUCCUUGUAAAUCUUUUCUGAACCCUUUUUAAGUUUUACAACAUCUUUCCAAUAGCAAGGAGACUAGCAUUGAGCAUAGUAUUCGAAGAGAUACAGUAUUUUCUCCCUGUAGCAAGUGGGUGGAUAUGACAAGCAGGUUACCAUGAGGGAUGGAUGCAUGUCUGUGAAGCAAGUUUAGGACGAUAGUGGGAGAAAGUCUGCCAGGUUUGCAGAAGGGGACCUUCUAAGAAACGAUAAUAUUACUUAGACAAUCUUCAAUAAGAUUUGAGUCAGGGAGGUUGGUGCAUUAAUGAGCAGCAACAGGCAUUUUUCAGUUCAGGAAAAUCUGUCUGGUGAUAGGCCUUGGAUUGGUCAAGCUAUGCCUUGCUAUAAACUAAGGAAGCAUUUGCAGUCCCCAAGGAGAAAUCCUCUUUCUCCCUCCUCUCAAUGUGGGUGAAAUGAUGAAAGGAAAAACACGUGAAUAUCUAUCAAGUUAGUUCAGUUGCAAGUAAAGACCUAGGUCCAAUUGAUCUAUUGAUUAAAACAGCAACCAUUACUUUUAAGGUGCACCCAUGUAUCAACAUUGCUAAAAUCCAAAGAAACUGAGAUCAUUUAACCCUUCCUUGUGAUCUGGUCUCCCUGUCUUCAGGAUUUUAUUUUCCACGUCUAUAUUUACCACACCUAAGGCACAGUUUGACACAUCAUUUGAGAAUGAUCGAUUGUGUAAAUGAGUAAUUGGCAUUUCAAAGGGGUGUAGGUCAAGUCCAAUUGUAAUAGAUCAUUAGUCAUUUUGUCUGCCAUCUGUUAAAUAAUUGUGUUUAAAAUAAAGCAUUAUUUUGUAUAAAUGA